Megalopta genalis is the source of this 1118-nucleotide messenger RNA. It is a transcript of the gene Ddrgk1, whose product is annotated as DDRGK domain containing 1. NCBI's taxonomy places the organism in Eukaryota, Metazoa, Arthropoda, Insecta, Hymenoptera, Halictidae. The record is from RefSeq and is a predicted model, not a curated record. Gene Ontology annotation, molecular function: ubiquitin-like protein ligase binding.
UGGCUCUGCGUUCUCGAUAUACGUGUACAUAAUGUGUAGUUUUUGAAAAAUAAAAGAAAAUGGACGUCACCUUAUUAACUUCCUUGGCUAUUGUAAUUCUGGUUUUGAUUGUGAUUUGCAUGGUAUUCUUGAAGAGAAAACGCGACACUAUAGCUACGGAGAAGAAGCCAGUUAGUGCACAAGCUGCUCCAGAGAAGAGAAUAAGAAGGGCAGCGGGCCAAAGAACUACCAGACGUCGUUUGCAAGCAACUACAGUUUCACAGAGUCAAGAAGAUGAGAAUGCAGAAUCGGGGAACGAAGCCAAUGAUGAAGCAGAUGAGAAACCAGAUCCAUCUGAUCAGAAAAUAGGAGCCAAGAAGAGGGCAAAGUUAGCCGCUAAAGCAGAGAAGAAGAUGCAAAGAGAAAUAGCAAUAAGGGACAGAGAAGAGCGCAAGAAGAGGGAUCAGCUGAUUCAAGAGCAGAAAGACAAGCAAUAUGAAAAGGAACGCGAAGAGGAACAGAAACAGGAAGAUGCUGAAAAGAAAGCCAGAGAAGAAAAAGAGAAGAGGGAGUACGAAGAGUACUUAAAAAUGAAAGAAGCAUUUAGUGUAGAGGAUGAAGGCUAUGAUGAGGAUAGGAAAGAGGAUGAAGAAGAUCUAUUAGAAGCAUUUGUACAGUACAUUAAAGAUAGUAAAGUAGUAGUCCUGGAAGAUCUAGCUGCAGUCUUCAAUCUCAAGGCUGAAAACGUCGUUCAGAGAAUCACAGAGUUACAAGCGAAUGGAAGUCUAACAGGUGUAAUAGACGACAGAGGGAAAUUCAUUUACAUUUCUCAGGAGGAGUUCGAAGCUGUUGCAAAAUUCGUGAAACAACGGGGUAGAAUCAGCAUUGCUGAACUGGCAGAGAAUUCCAAUCAUUUAAUAAAUCUUGCACCGAAAAAUAAGAUCAACAUGGUGGAGGCAACAUAGAUUCUUGUAUAUGUAAAAUAAGUAUAUCGCAAUAAAUUUAUAUAUUACUGUAAAUGUGAUACAAGUAUCCGUCGAGGAGAAAUUAUAUAGAUGUUAUUUUAUAUAGAAUUAUAAAUAUUUUAUUUAAAUGUACAUCAGAAUCUAUUUAAAUACAGUACCUGUUUACCUUGCGCA